Messenger RNA from Paraglomus occultum, 1348 nucleotides. The record is from the annotation of a GenBank genome assembly. Lineage: Eukaryota; Fungi; Glomeromycota; Glomeromycetes; Paraglomerales; Paraglomeraceae.
CUCUCGCGGGAGAGUUUAACGCCUGUGUACAGCAUUAUGCAAAUUCGGCGUACGCGUCGUCAGACAUUAUAGCUCCAUCAUCGACAUUACUUUUUACUUCACCUGUAAUGGUGCCUGACGGAUUACCUCAUGCUCUAGCGUCUAUCGUUGCUAAACUGCCACCAUACCAUUUUUACCUCCUCCGUGCCCUUUCUUCACAUUUGGCUCGUGUCAAUAAUAAUAGUGAAAUCAAUAAGAUGAAUAUCUCUAACCUUGGGCUAAUCUUUUGCCCAUCGUUAAACAUAGGGUCAAUAUUAUUGAAAGCUUUCGUCGAACAUUUAGAUAUUGUGUUUGGGAGUCAGUGUCAGUUGGAAGAGCAGGAGUUACUGGAGGAGGAACAAGAAACUCUGGUCAAGGAAAAGCAAGCAACAGACAUAUAUCAAACAACAAAUACUUCAGAAGAAUUCUCGAGAAGCAUAAAGGACUUAUUAACAUUCGAAGAGAAAGCAGUGCAAUCAUCUGAUCAUUCUUUACCUUCUUCCUUCUCGUCGUCAUAUUCUUCUACUAAUGUGAAAGAAGAUGAAAUAUAUAGUAAUACGGCCCAGACGACUACAAACACCAAAAACGCUGUGAAAUAUGGUACGUUCUCUACGGUCAGAACUCGAGAGUCUUUACGAGCUAUUUCAUCAUCGCCGUCUUUGUAUUCGAUGCAAGUGAAAGAAGUAAGUCCCCAGCCGAUUAAUGGAACGAAUGCUAGUAAUUCUUUUGGUGGAAAUAAAGUACUCUUUUCCCUCUCUGACGUUACAAAUGAUAAUCAAAAUCAUAAUGUGAACACCGCUGCUCUCGUGCCGGAGCCUUCAGACCACAAUAAUUCUUCCGUUAAUAGUUUCUAUCGAAGACGCACGAGGUCUGCAGGCGCUCGUAAUGUUCCUUUGAAUUUGUGGGAUUAUUCGUCCUCCUCCGCAACGUCCUCAGAUGAUGAAGGAAGCACUGAUGAUAAAACGGAGGAAGUUGAAGACGCUUCGCCCAAAUUAAUGGCAUUCAAUUACUUUGAUCAAUCAGGGGUUGAAACUCUUGGUGUGCUUAACUUAUCGCCUAGAGCCUCGCAUCAAUGGGCAUUGCAUAACAAUGGAGUAGAUGGCAAAAAGUCAACAACAACGUCCGCCUGGCUAAAUCGACGUCCAAGCUUAGAAGAGAGAGAGCAUUGGAAAAGAACUAUUCUGACGGCUUCGUCCGAAGAGAUUUCCAAUAAGAAUUUGGAUGAUAACAGUGAUGAUAUGGGGUCAAAAAUUAAGGAACAUGGUUCACUUGAACCAAAGGAUACUAUAGGAGUAGCUCACGGCUUGAAUGGGGUUGAAUGUGAUGGAGG